Molecule: messenger RNA, 2202 nt
Organism: Panicum hallii
Lineage: Eukaryota; Viridiplantae; Streptophyta; Magnoliopsida; Poales; Poaceae
Product: NADP-dependent malic enzyme-like
Exons: 19
Coding region: 16-1938 (640 amino acids)
Biological process (GO): pyruvate metabolic process; malate metabolic process
Cellular component (GO): chloroplast
Molecular function (GO): malate dehydrogenase (decarboxylating) (NAD+) activity; NAD binding; malate dehydrogenase (decarboxylating) (NADP+) activity
Source: RefSeq, a predicted model, not a curated record
ACGGCUCCACCCCCCAUGGCCUCGCUGUCCGCCGUGCUGCUGCAGCGCUCCUCCUCGCGCGCCCGAGAAUAUUUACAGCUCCAGCGCACCGCUGGCGGCACAGUUGCGCUGCAUUUGGAGAGGCUGCACUGCUGGUGGUGUUGCUGUUGCAGCGGCGGCGGGAGGUUUGGCGCGAGAGCGGCGCACGGUAUGGCGGCAUCAGGGGAGGGGAACAACCACAACGGCGUCGUGACCGGCGGCGUGGGGGACGCCUACGGCGAGGACCGCGCCACCGAGGACCAGCCAGUCACGCCGUGGGCCGUCUGCGUCGCAAGUGGCCACUCCCUGCUGAGGGAUCCAAGGCACAACAAGGGGCUCUCCUUCACGGAGAAAGAGCGGGACGCGCACUACCUGAGAGGAUUGUUGCCUCCGGUAGUGCUAUCGCAGGAUCUCCAGGAGAAGAGGCUGCUGCAGAAUGUUCGGCAGUUCGAGGUCCCGUUGCAGCGUUACAUGGCCUUAAUGGACCUUCAGGAGAGAAAUGAGAGACUAUUUUACAAGCUCCUGAUCGACAAUGUGGAAGAAUUGCUUCCUGUUGUGUAUACACCAACCGUGGGGGAGGCUUGCCAGAAGUAUGGGUCGAUCUUCAGACGACCCCAGGGUUUAUACAUCAGCCUCAAAGAGAAGGGGAGGAUAUUGGAGGUAUUGAGGAAUUGGCCAGAGAAGAGUAUUCAAGUUAUUGUCGUUACUGAUGGUGAGAGAAUUUUAGGCCUGGGAGAUCUCGGCUGCCAGGGCAUGGGAAUUCCUGUGGGGAAACUUGCACUGUAUACUGCGCUUGGAGGUGUCCGGCCCUCCGCUUGCUUGCCUAUCACCAUUGAUGUGGGAACAAAUAAUGAAGAUCUACUAAAGGAUGAGUUCUACAUUGGAUUAAAGCAAAGAAGAGCGACUGGCCAGGAAUACUCUGAACUUCUGGAUGAGUUCAUGACAGCAGUUAGGCAGAACUAUGGACAGAAGGUUCUUGUCCAGUUUGAGGACUUUGCGAACCACAAUGCAUUUACACUUCUUGAGAAGUACAGGGCAAACCAUCUUGUAUUUAAUGAUGAUAUCCAGGGAACUGCUGCGGUAGUACUUGCAGGGCUUAUUGCUGCUCUGAAGUCUGUUGGUGGCACUCUAGCCGAUCAUACAUUCCUGUUCUUUGGUGCAGGAGAGGCUGGUACAGGCAUCGCUGAACUAGUUGCUCUGGAGAUAUCCAAACAGGGAAAGGUCUCAGUAGAAGAGGCUCGGCAAAAGAUCUGGCUUGUUGAUUCAAAGGGACUGAUUGUGGCCUCACGUAAUGAGACUCUUCAGCCGUUCAAGAAACGAUACGCACAUGAGCAUGAACCCGUUAAGGAUCUCUUGGAUGCUGUCAAGGCCAUUAGACCAACCGCGCUAAUAGGAUCAGCUGGUGUGGGUCGAAGUUUCACAAAAGAGGUGAUUGAGGCUAUGUCUUCGAUUAAUGAGAGACCCAUCAUCCUCGCUCUAUCAAACCCAACGUCACAGUCUGAAUGUACUGCUGAAGAGGCAUAUACCUGGAGUCAGGGCCGUGCAAUAUUUGGGAGUGGAAGCCCGUUUGACCCGGUGAAGUAUAAUGACAAGCUGUUUGUGCCUGCCCAGGCAAACAAUGCAUACAUUUUCCCGGGAUUCGGUCUAGGUGUGGUCAUCUCGGGAGCGGUCCGGGUGACAGACGAUAUGGUCCUUGCUGCUGCUGAAGGACUAGCUGACCAGGUAACCCCCGAGCAUAUUGACAAAGGCCUCAUCUACCCACCCUUUUCCAUCAUCAGGAAGAUAUCAGCCAACAUCGCUGCCCGCGUUGCCGCAAAAGCCUACGACCUCGGGUUGGCUAGCCAGCUCCCUCGCCCAAAGGACCUCGUGAAGUACGCUGAGAGCUGCAUGUACAGCCCUGUUUACCGAUCUUACAGAUGAAGGACGAUAAUGCUGAGUUGCAGAUAUUGGACGAACUCUAGACAACUCCACUUGAGGAAGUGCAUAUGCCUAUUACCGUGGCCACUAUUGUUGAGCCACUAUGGUUCCCUACGAUCAUCGUGUAAAAUGUCUGGUAAAGUUCGGUAGUAAAGAGCCCAUUCAGCCUGUUCAUAUGUUCAUGUAGUCGUGUAAUAAAGUUCAUGAGGCUGUAAAGCAUAUUCCUACGAAGCAUAUGCGAGCGUAUGUGACAUGAGUUUUUGUUUU